Molecule: messenger RNA, 2135 nt
Organism: Phodopus roborovskii (desert hamster)
Lineage: Eukaryota; Metazoa; Chordata; Mammalia; Rodentia; Cricetidae
Gene: Padi1
Product: peptidyl arginine deiminase 1
Exons: 16
Coding region: 61-2049 (662 amino acids)
Cellular component (GO): cytoplasm
Molecular function (GO): protein-arginine deiminase activity; calcium ion binding
Source: RefSeq, a predicted model, not a curated record
GGCUCGUGGCUGCUGGGCACCUGAGCUAGCCCGACCAAAAGGCUGGGAUCUGAGCACAGUAUGGCCUCCCAGAGAGCUGUGAAGCUAUCUCUGAAGAAGUCCACUCAUGCCGUGUGUGUGGUAGGUGUGGAGACGCUGGUGGAUGUCUACAGUGAUGUGCCCAAGGGCGCCAACACCUUCGGGGUAUCUGGGAGCUCUGAGGUGAAGAUCUACAUGGUGUAUGAUCCUGCACGGGUGGCAGAGCCCACAGGUCGGGCCCACUGGCCCCUGGAUGCCAGUGUGGAUGUGGUGGUGGUAGCAGACACAGCCAGUAAGGACUUAAAUGACCUCAAGGUGAAGGUGUCGUACUUCGGGUCACAGGAGGCUGCUGCCCUGGGCCACAGCGUGCUCUACCUCACUAGUGUUGAUGUGUCCCUCGAUGCUGACACAGGCCGCAUAGGCAAGGUGAAGAAAAGCUCGGGUGACAAGAAAACCUGGCGCUGGGGCUCUGGGGGCUCUGGGGCUAUCCUGUUGGUAAACUGUGACAGAGACGUCCCUGGAUCCAGGGAGGACCUGCAUGCCAGCCAUCUGAGGUCGCUGGAGGACCUGCAGGACAUGUCCCCAAUGGUGCUGAGCUGCGGUGGCCCCGAUGAGGUCUUUGAGGGCCACAAGCUGGUCUUGAAGGUGUCUUUGCCCGAUUCCAGAAGGCUGAGGGUCUUCUGUGCCCGAGGUGGGACCUCCCUCUCCAACUACAAGCAGGUGCUAGGACCCCAUCACCAGAGCUAUGAGGUAGAGCGGCACCCCGGGGAGAGCAACAUCCAGUUCUACGUGGAAGGACUCGUCUUUCCUGACACCAAUUUCCCAGGGCUGAUCUCCCUCAGUGUCAGUCUGGUAGGCACAGAGGCCCUCUCCGAGGUGUCACUCUUCACAGACAGCGUGACCUUCCGAGUGGCCCCCUGGAUCAUGACCCCCAACACCCAGCCACCCCUGGAGCUAUAUGUGUGCAGUGUGACAGAUGCCCAUGGCCGCAAUGACAAAUUCCUGGAAGACAUGGCUCACCUGGCCCAGAAGGCCAACUGCAAACUAAUGAUCUGUCCCCGGGUGGAGAAUAACAAUGAUCGCUGGAUCCAGGACGAGAUGGAGUUUGGCUACAUUGAAGCCCCUCACAAAUCCUUCCCUGUGGUCUUCGACUCCCCUCGAAACAGAGGCCUGAGGGACUUUGCCCUUAAGAAGAUCCUGGGUCCUGACUUUGGAUAUGUGACCCGGGAGAUCCAGUACGCAGGCGCCUCUGGCCUGGAUUCCUUCGGCAACCUGGAUGUGAGCCCACCAGUGAGGGUGGGCAACAAAGAGUACCCACUUGGCAGAAUCCUCAUCGGCGGCAACUUCCCCAAAUCCAGUGGGCGGCGGAUGGCUAGGGUGGUGCGUGACUUCCUCCAGGCCCAGCAGGUGCAGGCCCCCGUGGAGCUCUACUCUGACUGGCUUUCCGUGGGUCACGUGGAUGAGUUUCUGAGCUUUGUGCCCACCUCUGACCAAAAGGGCUUCCGGCUGCUCCUGGCCAGCCCCAGCGCCUGCCUCCAGCUGUUCCAGGAGAAGAAGGAGGAGGGCUAUGGGGAGGCAGUGCAGUUCGAUGGCCUCAAACAUAAGACAAAGAGAAGCAUCAACAAUAUCUUAGCCGACAAACACCUCAGGAGAGACAGUAUGCAUGUGCAGGAAUGUAUCGACUGGAACCGGAAGGUGCUAAAGCGGGAGCUGGGCCUAUCGGAGAGCGACAUCGUGGACAUCCCACAGCUCUUCUAUCUGAAGGGAGCCUAUGCUGAAGCCUUCUUCCCUGACAUGGUCAACAUGGUGGUCCUAGGCAAAUACCUGGGCAUCCCCAAACCCUUUGGCCCCCUCAUCAAUGGCCGCUGCUGCCUGGAGGAGAAGGUGCGCUCCCUGCUGGAGCCGCUGGGUCUGCACUGUAUCUUCAUCGAUGACUUCCUGUCUUACCAUCAGUUGCUGGGGGAGAUUCAUUGUGGCACUAAUGUGAGAAGGAAACCUUUCUCCUUUCGGUGGUGGAACUCAGUGCCCUGAGCCUGCCCGGCCACCACCCUUGCUGCCCUUUUGAUGGGAGUGCCAGGGCAAGGGUGAGGGACAUGGACCAGCCUCCAGCCUCCUGA